AAGAAGCCCUGGCCCUUCCUUUUCCUGCUAAACUUUAAUCGCUCGCUUUAGAGUCAAGUCAUGACUGAAUUUCUGUCAACAAAGGCCACGGACAAACUAAACUCACAGCUCAACAGACUGUGCGUAUGGCUUUCGAGUGACCCUGAGUACAUCCUGGCGCACUGCGGGGAUAUCCUAUCCGUGAAUGAAUAUAAAAAGGUAAUAAAGCAAAGCAGUGGUUCAGAGCAGAUGAGAGAACUUUUGGAAAUAAUCAUUCAAAAAGGAGAAGAUACCUGUCAGAACUUUAUUGACACUCUGAGGAAGCACCAAGGACACUUCCCACAACUGAAGCAGUUUUUCGUCACUGAAGCUGAAGUUCCAGGUUCAUCCACUCCAAGCAUGUUUGCUGAUGGUAGCAGUGUUGUGUCCUGCAGAGAAAUUACAAACACAACUGCAAAAAACAUUUCAAUUAACAUUCAAACAGUAAGCCAGCCGGCAGACAGCAGUUUGUCUGGAAAUAUUAAACCCCAAGCAGAUCUCACUGCAAGUGGCGGCGGUGUUAUAUGUGCUGAUAAAAUAUCAGGUGUCCAUGUUGAUGAGUGUAUAAAUUUCUCAGUGAGUGUGAAUGCACCACAAGAAAACACAGGUAUGGUAGAGGACACACAGCCACCUCCUGAGGGUCCUGCUGUGAGAAAGAUCAAGGAGCACAAGGUGGAACUCAUUAACUGCCUGAUGGGGGAUGUCUUUAUUCUGCAGUGUGUGCAUGCCAAAGGAAUCCUCUCUCCCAGACAAUAUGGAAAUCUGAAGCACUCCUCUAACCCAGAACAAACUGUUACCAACCUGAUAGAUCUUCUGAUGAGUAAAGGUGAAGAGACCUCCGAUCAGUUUCUCCAGAUUCUUAAAGAUCCUGAAGUUGAUGCAACGUAUCCACAACUGAAAAACAUUAUAAAGUAACUGAGAUCAGAUCAUAUGUAAUUUUUUUUUAGCUAGGAUGAAAUUAAAUAAUGGUAAAGGGAAUUUAAUUUUUUGAGCAGUGUAUAUACACACUUGCACAUUCCCACAAUUUUGAUGUAACUGUGUGAGAUAUACCCUUCUGCUUUUCAAAACAGGGCACUGAAGUAAAGACUAUCCUCAGAGUUUCAUACUAAAUCUUAAGGAAUUAAAAAUGAAGCAUGUGAAAUGAUUUUGUCUUGGUAGUUUGUAGAUGAUACACUGAGAUUGGUUGUAUACGUGUUAUAGCUAUGUAUGGGCACCAGGUGACAGCAUGAAAUAUGUUUAUAUUGUUAGUAGAGUUUUAACUACUACUGAAGAGAACACAGAUGUUACAGCACACAUGAAGUUUCACAAAAGUUGAGUGUUUAAUGGAAUAAAAUGAAACUACUUCUCACACUGCUUUUUAAACAUUUUUCUUUCAGUAAUAAUAAAACUAUGUUGCUGUAGUUUCAGUGCAUAGCAUUUCAAACCAUUUAAAAGUAUCCUACUAAUAUCCAGGUUAUCCAUUAAUAAUUGCUGAGCUCUAAUUUAAUAGCAGAAUACACAUUGGUUAUUCUGACUGUGCUUUCCAUCCCCGUUGAAACAGUAAUCCAUCACUACAAGUUUUCCCCUCUUGGGUAAUGUUGUAUUCUGCUAUAGUGGAGACUCUUCAUAAUCUACCCCAGGGCCUCCUCCCAGUAGGACAUGCACGGAGAGAACACAAUCUUAAGGGGUUUAAUAUGAGUGUCCAGGGUCUCUACUCAUAGACUUCUUCUACUGCCACUCAUAGUUUGAUGCUGUCCUUUAAUAUUUUUGAGCAGUGAACAUCAAAGUUGGUAGCCUGUCAAUAAGGGCAGAAAUUUAUUAGACAAGAUCAAAUUAAUCUGAUUAAAGUGAAUGGAAGAUUGUGUCACUUCAAAAUAAUUCUUCUGAUGAGUUAAAAUUGUUUUACAAUGAAUUAUAUAUAAGUAAACUAAUGUUUUAAAAUGCAUAUUAUAGCAAAAACUGUUCUGUACAAUGCAGUCAAAUAUCAAAUAUGCUUAUAUGGUGAAAGCUGUUUUUAAAAUUCCAGGACAAA
Messenger RNA from Maylandia zebra (zebra mbuna), 2029 nucleotides. RefSeq lists its product as uncharacterized. NCBI's taxonomy places the organism in Eukaryota, Metazoa, Chordata, Actinopteri, Cichliformes, Cichlidae. Gene Ontology annotation, biological process: regulation of apoptotic process. Gene Ontology annotation, molecular function: protease binding; death domain binding. The record is from RefSeq and is a predicted model, not a curated record.